CUCGCGGCAUGCUAAAAAUUUUCAGUCGAGCGUUGUUACCGAACUAGGAAGGUCGGUCUAACUGUAGUAGCUAUUGUGAGCUCUCGUCUCUCUGUCGGGUGGUACAGCCAGUGUGCCAGUACUAGUACAGCUCUGCUCCGCUCUACCCGCCACCUGCGUAACGCUGGUGUUGCUGCUUACACAAUAACUGUGCAUCGAUAAAGGCAAAGAAGAAGCACACAGGAUACGAAUAUACAUAUUUAAAAACGGAAACUCUUAAGCUGUUACAGCUUAACGAGUAUAAAAACGCAACGUGUGUGAUUUGUUAUUGUUGUUCUUAGCAUAAGCAAAAGUAAAGCAGUAAAAGUUCAAGAAGCAGCGCGUAUUAAGUGCACAUACGUUUUUAACACUGUAAAUCGGGGUAGUUUUCCGUGAAUUCGCCCCUCCGACAGAACCCGAAACCGACUACGGCAACGAUAAACGGAAAAAUUGUGUAAUACCACUCGACGUGUAAAAAGUCAAGACGCAAGAUGCCGGCCAAAGCAGUUAAUAAGAAAGAGAAUUUAGAUGAUCUCAAACAGGAGUUGGACAUCGACCAUCAUAAAAUCUCUCCUGAGGAGAUGUAUCAGCGUUUUCAGACACAUCCCGAAAAUGGUCUGAGUCACGCUAAGGCUAAGGAGAAUUUGGAGCGAGAUGGUCCCAAUGCGCUUACACCGCCCAAGCAGACACCCGAGUGGGUGAAGUUCUGCAAGAAUCUAUUCGGUGGCUUCGCCAUGCUGCUGUGGAUCGGUGCUAUUCUUUGUUUCGUGGCCUAUUCGAUUCAGGCCACCACCAGCGAGGAGCCAGCCGAUGACAACUUGUAUCUAGGUAUUGUACUUUCCGCUGUCGUCAUUGUGACAGGCAUUUUCUCCUACUACCAGGAAUCGAAAAGUUCCAAGAUCAUGGAGUCGUUCAAGAACAUGGUGCCCCAAUUUGCCACUGUUAUCCGCGAAGGCGAGAAACUCACGCUGCGCGCCGAGGAUCUCGUGUUGGGCGAUGUGGUUGAAGUCAAGUUCGGUGAUCGUAUUCCCGCCGAUAUUCGCAUCAUUGAGGCGCGUAACUUUAAGGUGGACAACUCCUCGUUGACUGGUGAAUCGGAGCCGCAGUCCCGUGGCGCUGAGUUCACACACGAGAAUCCCCUGGAGACUAAGAACUUGGCCUUUUUCUCGACCAACGCCGUUGAGGGUACUGCAAAGGGUGUUGUCAUCAGCUGUGGUGAUCACACUGUAAUGGGUCGUAUUGCUGGCUUGGCUUCCGGUCUGGACACCGGUGAGACUCCAAUUGCCAAGGAAAUCCAUCAUUUUAUUCAUCUGAUUACCGGCGUCGCUGUAUUCCUCGGCGUAACCUUCUUUGUGAUUGCCUUCAUUUUGGGCUACCACUGGCUCGAUGCUGUCAUCUUCCUUAUCGGUAUUAUUGUGGCCAACGUGCCUGAGGGUCUACUGGCCACUGUCACUGUGUGCCUGACCCUGACCGCCAAGCGUAUGGCAUCGAAGAACUGUUUGGUGAAGAAUUUGGAAGCCGUCGAAACUCUGGGAUCCACCUCAACCAUUUGCUCUGAUAAGACCGGCACACUCACUCAGAACCGUAUGACAGUCGCUCAUAUGUGGUUCGAUAACCAAAUCAUUGAAGCCGACACAACUGAGGAUCAGUCGGGUGUUCAAUACGAUAGAACCAGCCCUGGAUUCAAGGCGCUCUCUCGCAUUGCCACUCUCUGUAACCGUGCCGAAUUCAAAGGUGGCCAGGACGGUGUGCCAAUUCUUAAGAAGGAAGUCAGCGGUGAUGCCUCCGAGGCUGCUCUGCUCAAGUGCAUGGAACUGGCCCUUGGCGAUGUGAUGAACAUACGCAAACGCAACAAGAAGACUGCCGAGGUGCCAUUCAACUCCACCAACAAGUAUCAGGUGUCCAUUCACGAAAACGAGGAUCCAAAUGAUCCCCGCUAUCUACUGGUCAUGAAGGGUGCUCCCGAGCGUAUUCUCGAACGUUGCUCGACCAUUUUCAUCAACGGCAAGGAGAAGGUGCUGGACGAGGAAAUGAAGGAGGCUUUCAACAACGCCUACAUGGAGCUCGGAGGUCUUGGUGAACGUGUGCUCGGCUUCUGUGAUUUUAUGCUGCCCUCUGACAAAUACCCAACCGGCUUUAAGUUCAACACCGAUGAUGUUAACUUCCCCAUUGAUAAUCUGCGUUUUGUUGGUCUCAUGUCCAUGAUUGAUCCCCCACGUGCUGCUGUGCCCGAUGCUGUUGCCAAGUGCCGUUCGGCUGGUAUUAAAGUCAUCAUGGUUACCGGCGAUCAUCCAAUUACUGCCAAAGCUAUUGCUAAAUCCGUCGGCAUCAUUUCUGAGGGUAACGAGACCAUUGAGGAUAUCGCACAGCGCCUCAACAUCCCCAUCUCUGAGGUUAAUCCACGCGAAGCCAAGGCUGCUGUUGUGCACGGCGCUGAGCUGCGCGAUGUCUCCGAUGAGCAACUGGAUGAGAUCUUGCGCUAUCACACUGAAAUUGUCUUUGCUCGUACCUCGCCCCAGCAGAAGCUCAUCAUUGUCGAGGGUUGCCAGCGCAUGGGAGCCAUUGUGGCUGUCACUGGUGAUGGUGUAAACGAUUCUCCUGCCCUGAAGAAAGCGGACAUUGGUGUUGCUAUGGGUAUCGCCGGUUCUGAUGUAUCCAAGCAGGCUGCUGAUAUGAUCCUGUUGGACGACAACUUUGCCUCCAUUGUGACUGGUGUUGAGGAAGGUCGUUUGAUCUUUGACAAUCUGAAGAAGUCCAUUGCCUACACUCUUACCUCUAACAUACCCGAAAUCUCACCAUUCUUGGCUUUCAUUCUGUGCGACAUACCACUGCCAUUGGGUACAGUAACCAUUCUGUGCAUCGAUUUGGGCACUGACAUGGUGCCAGCCAUAUCAUUGGCCUACGAACACGCUGAAGCCGAUAUUAUGAAGCGUCCGCCACGUGACCCAUUCAACGAUAAAUUAGUGAACUCAAGAUUGAUUUCCAUGGCCUAUGGACAAAUUGGCAUGAUCCAAGCUGCUGCCGGAUUCUUUGUGUAUUUUGUCAUUAUGGCUGAGAACGGUUUCCUGCCAACGAAACUGUUUGGCAUCCGUAAGAUGUGGGACUCCAAGGCAGUUAACGAUCUAACUGACUCGUACGGUCAGGAAUGGACCUAUCGCGAUCGCAAGACUUUGGAAUACACCUGCCACACUGCCUUCUUCAUUUCGAUUGUGGUUGUGCAAUGGGCCGAUUUGAUCAUCUGUAAGACGCGCCGAAACUCCAUCUUCCACCAGGGCAUGCGCAAUUGGGCCUUGAACUUUGGCCUUGUUUUCGAAACAGUUCUUGCUGCCUUCCUGUCAUACUGCCCCGGCAUGGACAAGGGUCUGCGCAUGUACCCCCUGAAACUUGUCUGGUGGUUCCCAGCCAUUCCAUUUAUGUUGGCCAUCUUUAUCUAUGAUGAGACACGUCGUUUCUACUUGCGUCGCAACCCUGGUGGCUGGUUGGAGCAGGAGACAUACUAUUAAACACCUACACACAGCCACGCCCACAACUACACCGACAAACACACACAUCUACACCUACAAACACAGAAUACUACACAGAUUCAGCAAAAGCAACAAAUAGUAAUUGUUUAUUUACCACAAAGUGCAACCACAGCGAACACAGUUAUCUGUGUGGCUGGCUACGUCGAAAACAACUGCAAAAACUGUAAUUGCAACAACAAGAGCAAAAGCUACAGCAUAAAACAUAUUGCAAUAUGUUUUAGAAUUUUAAUUUAAUUAUUUAAAGUAAAGAAACAAACAAAAAAUAUAAGAAAGAAAACAAAAAUGCAAGCGAUAAUUAUUUUAAACGUUUAAGUAAAUUUAAAUUAUAAAAUAAAGCUAUAAAUAAGAUUUAAAUAAAAAUAAAGUAAAAACUUUCAACAAAAAACAAAAACCAAGAAACAAAAUUUCGAAAUAAUAACAAGAAGAACCCCACAAGCAACUUAGCAAACAAUAACCUAACAACAAAGUUUUUAGUAAAAUUAUUUAACAAAUGGCAUUAACAACAACAAUAUUCAAGUAAACGAUGACAAAACCAAAACAUAAACAACGCAAACAGCGCAAAGAAACAAAAGCAAAGCUAAAGCGCAACUAAAUUUAAUAGUAUUUACACACCUACAUAUACACACAUACAUACACACCCACAAACAACGCAUGAAGAGACAAAUUAUAUAAGAAGUUUAGAAAAAUUAAAAACUAAAACGAAAAUUUUGACAA
Molecule: messenger RNA, 4256 nt
Organism: Drosophila innubila
Lineage: Eukaryota; Metazoa; Arthropoda; Insecta; Diptera; Drosophilidae
Gene: Atpalpha
Product: sodium/potassium-transporting ATPase subunit alpha
Exons: 9
Coding region: 510-3521 (1003 amino acids)
Biological process (GO): intracellular sodium ion homeostasis; intracellular potassium ion homeostasis; proton transmembrane transport
Cellular component (GO): membrane
Molecular function (GO): ATP binding; ATP hydrolysis activity; P-type sodium:potassium-exchanging transporter activity
Source: RefSeq, a predicted model, not a curated record